Messenger RNA from Lolium perenne, 2540 nucleotides. RefSeq names its product zinc finger BED domain-containing protein RICESLEEPER 2-like. NCBI's taxonomy places the organism in Eukaryota, Viridiplantae, Streptophyta, Magnoliopsida, Poales, Poaceae. Gene Ontology annotation, molecular function: protein dimerization activity; DNA binding. The record is from RefSeq and is a predicted model, not a curated record.
CUGUAAGUGGAAACGGCAGCCCACGGUGCCGCCAGCCCAAGCCCAGUUAACUUGCUAAAUAGACACCCGGUAAAAUAAAAAAAAUCGUGGCGGUCAAUCACGGUUCCUCCGCUACCGCCGCCCCGCCGCUACUGAGUACUCCCUUCCAUGGCGAUGGGGGCUGGCGCCGCCCCAUCCCUCCGCUCUCCCCACAAAGGAACAGAUCCACCGCCGCCCCUCUUGUUGCUCUUCCCCCAAGGAACGGAUCCGCCGCCGCCUGUUGUUUCUGUACAUGCUACUCCAGCUUCUUUGCAUGCUCUCUCUCCUAUUCCUGGACAUGGUACUCCAUCCACUGUGCGUGAUCGUCUCUUUCCUGCUCCUACCCAUGGAUCCAAGCGCAAACCACGCAAGUUGACCUCUAUAAUUUGGAAGGAGGCUGAGCCAAUAUAUAUUGAUGGAUUUCUAAUGCAAGGCAAAUGCAAUUAUUGCAACAAUAUAUUUCCAGCCUCUAAGGUCUCAGGUACUAGUCAACUUGCCAGACACUUGAAGGUAUGUGAGAUCAAAUGUUCAAUGGAUGGGUUGGUGCAACAAAUGAAAAAUUCUGAUGAAAUAGAUCCUGAUUGGAAAUUUGACCAAGAAAAUGCAAGGAUCGAGCUUCUCAACUUAGUUGUCUUGCAUGGUCUGCCUUUCUCAUUCGUCGAGUAUGCUGGCUUUAGGAAAUUUUGUGCAGUAGUGAAUCCCUGGUUCAAACCAAUUAGUAGAGUAACACUUCAAAAUGAUUGCAUAGCAGCUUACCAUCAGUAUAGAAGUUACAAUGAAAAUUUCUUCAAGAAUUGCAAUCAUAGAGUAUCACUAACCGGGGAUAUGUGGACCUCAAACCAGAAACUUGGGUAUUUUUGUAUCACAUGUCACUGGAUUGAUAGCAAAUGGAAAGUUAAGCAUCGAAUCAUAAGAUUUUGUCUAGUCGAAACACCCCAUGAUGCUUGGAAUAUGUUUGACGUGGUAUUGACGAGCAUUCGUGAUUGGAACAUUGAGAAUAAGAUUUGUAGUUUCACACUCGAUAAUGCGGAAGUAAACACCAAGAUGAUUAGCCAUCUCAGAAAAAAUCUUGUUGAUCGAAACCUUAUCCAUCAUGAAGGAAAACUUCUACACAUUCGGUGUGCAGCGCAUGUGCUAAAUCUAAUAGUGCAAGAUGGACUAAAAACCAUGGAUUCUGUUGUGGACAACGUCAGAAAUAGUGUGAAGUACAUCAGAAGUUCUCAGUAUAGAAUAGAACAAUUUGACAAGUUUGUUCUGCAAGCUGGAAUAAACUGCAAGCAUCAGCCUUCACUAGAUGUGUCUACAAGAUGGAACUCCACGUUCCUUAUGCUCGAUUCCACAUUACCAUUCCGAAAAGUCUUUGAGACCUUGCAAAAACAAGAGCCAAGUUACACAUUUUGUCCGUCAGACAAGGAAUGGGAAAUGGUUUUAGACAUUUGUCAGCUUCUGAAAGUAUUCUGCCAUGCGACCAAUGUCAUUUCAGGCUCAGACUACCCAACCUCCAAUCUCUACUUCCUCGAAAUCUGGAGCGUGAAAGUGGUACUAGAUGAACAGGAAAAGAGCAGCAAUGCUACAAUCAGAAUCAUGGUCAAAGAAAUGAAGAAGAAAUUUCAUAAGUACUUCAUGGAGUCAUACUUGACAAACUGCAUACCGGUGGUUCUGGAUCCAAGGUUUAAAAUGGAGCUUGUUGAGUUGCGACUGAAAAAAUACUUUGGAGUUAGUGCGGAUAAACAUAUCCAAGAAGUAAAGGAGGCUAUCAUGGCCUUAUUUCUUGCAUAUGGGGCUGAAAUUGAAGAGAAUAUUAAUAUUCAGUUACAAGAGCAAAAUGGUGAAGAAGCUGGUUUGGCCGAUGAUGCCCUUUCAGAUUUUGAUGCGCAUGUGAAGCUUAAGAAAGCUAAAAGCCACAACGAGCUGCACCGCUACCUAGAGGAAGACUUUCAUCCCCGUACACCAGACUUCGACAUUCUAAAAUGGUGGGCUGUGAACGCUCCAAGGUAUCCAAUACUUGGCAGUAUUGCUCGUGAUGUACUGGCUGUUCCAGCUUCGACUGUUGCAUCUGAGUCUGCGUUUAGCACGUGCGGAAGAGUUAUAACUGAUCACAGAACUAGCCUUGGAGCUGAUAGUGUUGAGGCAUUGAUGUGUUAUGGGGAUUGGAUUAGGCGUGGUGAACCUUCUUGCGAAGAAAGCUAACCUCAUCUGGUUUCGUGAUUGUUCCAGCAGGAAAGGAUGGAAAGGUUGCCAGAGAUGAAGAAAAUGCAAGCAGAUCUCAUGGUCCAAGCAAAAGAGAGUUGAGGCGUUGUAGGCUUAUAAACUUUGCCUUAUAUCUGUUGUUUGCUGACUCAGUUAUGUCAUUGAGCUGAAUUUUGUGUUGAAAUGUCACAGUUGUUGAGGUUUUAUUCAGUGCCUCGGAAAAAUAGUAACAGUUAGUUCAGUUGAGCACAAUUUCGACCAUGGAUUAUAAACACAAUUUCCAGUGUUUUUGGCUGAUUACAUAAAGUUCAGUUGAGCAGUUAGUUUAACUA